This is a messenger RNA of Vigna unguiculata (cowpea), 612 nucleotides long. RefSeq lists its product as uncharacterized. The record is from RefSeq and is a predicted model, not a curated record. NCBI's taxonomy places the organism in Eukaryota, Viridiplantae, Streptophyta, Magnoliopsida, Fabales, Fabaceae.
AUGGAUGAACCGCUGUGUUGGUAUCAGGAUGGGGAAGCCCUUAUGCUUGGUCCCGAAUUUCUGCAGCAAACAACUGGAAAAGUUAAAUUAAUCCAGGAUCGAAUGAGAGCCACACAGAGUCGGCAGAAGUCCUAUGCUGAUAAAAGAAGGCGGCCAUUGGAGUUUGAUGAAGGUGAUCAUGUGUUUCUACGGGUUACCCCAACCACAGGAGUUGGGAGGAUUCUUAAAUCGAGGAAGUUGACUCCGAGGUUUAUAGGACCCUACCAGAUUACGCGGAGAAUUGGGCCGGCGGCCUACGAAAUUGCCUUGCCACCUCAUCUAGUGAACUUGCACAAUGUAUUUCAUGUUUCUCAGUUGAGGAAAUACGUUGCAAGUCCAGACCAUGUACUAGAGGCUGAUGAUGUACAAGUGCGGGAAGAUUUGACCAUACCAGCUGGACCGGUUCGCAUCCUUGACUCUCAAGUUAAACAUUUGAGGGGUAAGGAGAUAAAGACAAUGAAGGUGCUCUGGGACGAGGGGACUCAGGAGAUGACCUGGGAGAUGGAGGAUCGCAUGAGGUUAUCCUAUCCACAUCUAUUUUCUGGUAAGACCCGGGAAAAAUUAAAUAAUUAA